AUGAACGCCGAGCCACCUUUUGGACCGAUCGUCAACGGCACCCAGGUCGUGGUCUUUUACUACUACCGUCCAAAUAAAGGCGCUGCCUACACUUUCAUUGUUCUCUUCGGAUUGGCAACCCUCGGGCACCUAGUUUACUUGGUCCGCCUUCGAGCAUGGUUUUUCAUCCCUCUCAUCUUAGGCGGCAUCGGAGAGGUGUUCGGAUACUUUGGUCGUGCGCAGUCUUCCGAUGAGCCCGACAAGGUCGGCCCAUUCAUUCUGCAAAAUCUCCUGCUUCUUAGCUCAGCGCCGAUGAUCGCUGCUACGAUAUACAUGGCUCUCGGCCGCGUCAUAAGUGCCCUCGCCGCUGAACGCCACGCAUUCAUCAGCCCUCGAUGGAUGACAAAACUCUACGUCCUCAUCGACAUUGGUUCUCUUGGCACCCAAAUUGCCGGUUCCAUCAUGCCUGCAUCCGGUGAUCCUUCAGCUAUCGAACUGAGCCGGAAGAUUGUCAUCACGGGUCUAAUAGUACAGUUUGUCGCCCUAUCGUUCUUUAUCUUGACUUCCUGGCACGUUCAACGUCGCACAAAGAGGAACCCGACACCUGUCACCUUGAAGUGCCGCUCGAUAAACUGGCAGAACCAUUUCAGGGUUAUCAAAGUUAUCACGGCGGCGGUAAUUGUACGGAGCAUGGUACGAGCAGUCGAAUAUAUCCAGGGCGAGAAUGGAUUUGUUAUGGCGCACGAGGUGUUCAUUUACCUCUUUGACGCGACGUUGAUGUUUUUGGUCUUGCUCGCAUUUUUGAUCCUACAUCCUGCAAGGUUGAUGAGGGAUGCGCGACAAGCAGAAAAGGAAGACUGGGGAGGCGAAGAGUUGGCGAUCAUUCGUCCAAAUCAUCUUUGA
This is a messenger RNA of Scedosporium apiospermum, 882 nucleotides long. Its product is annotated as putative rta1 domain protein. The transcript is spliced from 2 exons. The record is from RefSeq and is a predicted model, not a curated record. NCBI's taxonomy places the organism in Eukaryota, Fungi, Ascomycota, Sordariomycetes, Microascales, Microascaceae. Bases 1 to 882 code for a protein of 293 amino acids. Gene Ontology annotation, cellular component: membrane.